Messenger RNA from Trichosporon asahii var. asahii CBS 2479, 606 nucleotides. RefSeq lists its product as uncharacterized. The record is from RefSeq and is a predicted model, not a curated record. The transcript has a single exon. Lineage: Eukaryota; Fungi; Basidiomycota; Tremellomycetes; Trichosporonales; Trichosporonaceae. The coding region runs from base 1 to 606 and encodes 201 amino acids.
AUGGCUGACCGCGUCCACGCCCUCCGCACAGGGAGGAGUCCAGGCAGAAGUCUGCGCCCGCCACCAGUCUCCGGCCCCUCGUCCCAGUCAAAAGGGAAGCAGCCCAUCCGCCCCAAUCCCCAGUUCGAAGCGUACCACAAUCCGUGGCGACUGCCAGAGUCUGACCCCGACGACGGAUUCUGGAGCUGGCUUUUCACACCUCCCUCAAAGCCUUCCUCGCUCCCGUCUUCUUCUCCAUCAGUUGUCUCUGCGGCGCAGGGAAAGGGAAAGAACAGUAUGGGUUACGACGGAUAUGGAGGAUACGCAGCAUACGGAGGGUAUGACGAUGAGGACGACGCAACGGAGGCGAAAGGCGCAGCUCGAUGGUUGAAGCCUCUCGCUCUCCUCUUCACCGUUGCACUUCUCAUCACGUUUGUAGCACUGGUGCCGCCGCCAAGCUACGAGUCUCGCGGUCCGAGACCCAAUUCGACAUUGAUCGUCCAAUCUUCUGACUCCGACGUACCAUCAGACUUCGUUCGAGAGCUGGCCGAGGAACAUCCCGAUGUAGAACAACCAGGGGACGCCGAAGCGCAGCGCGUGUUCCGCAUAGUCCACCAGCCCCGCUAA